Messenger RNA from Erinaceus europaeus (western European hedgehog), 3178 nucleotides. RefSeq names its product UDP-N-acetylglucosamine pyrophosphorylase 1 like 1 (gene UAP1L1). The record is from RefSeq and is a predicted model, not a curated record. The coding region runs from base 323 to 1837 and encodes 504 amino acids. The transcript is spliced from 9 exons. NCBI's taxonomy places the organism in Eukaryota, Metazoa, Chordata, Mammalia, Eulipotyphla, Erinaceidae. Gene Ontology annotation, molecular function: UDP-N-acetylglucosamine diphosphorylase activity. Gene Ontology annotation, biological process: UDP-N-acetylglucosamine biosynthetic process.
UAGGCCUGGGGACCCCAAGGGGCGACGCCGGCCAGGGACAUGGUUGAGGGGUGAGGGUAGAGGAGGGUGUGAAACCUCAACUAGGGACCGGGGCCGGGGCCACACAAACGAGGUGGAGAAGCGUCCAGGACAGCGAUCCGGGAGGGGGCCCACCGGAGCGGGGCGGGUCCGGAGCAAGGGGGAGGGGUGCAGGGGGCAGGACUGGGGAGGGGUGUCGAGGCCGGGCGCCGGGAUAGGGCAGGCACUGCCGCCUGGGUCCCGUGACGCCGGUGGGAGCGAGCGGGUCACGAGUGCCUAGUCUGCAGACCGCGGUGACGGCGACAUGGCCUCGGAGCAGGACGUCCGCGCCCGGCUGCAGCGCGCGGGCCAGGAACACCUCCUGCGCUUCUGCGGGGAGCUGGCGCCGGGGCCGCGCGCGGCGCUGCUGGCCGAGCUGGAGGCGCUGGAGCCCGACGCGCUGCGCGAGCACUGCCGGCGCGCGGCCGCCGCUUGCGCGCGCCCCCUGGGCCCGCUGCCCGACCUGGCCGCGCGCCUCCAGCCCCUGCCCCCCGAGCGCGUGGGCAGCGCGAGUCGCAGCGACCCCGAGACUCUGCGGCUCUGGGAGGAGGAAGGUUUUCACCAGAUCGCCCAGAACAAGGUGGCUGUGCUGUUGCUGGCUGGCGGGCAGGGCACUCGCCUAGGUGUGACGUACCCCAAGGGUAUGUACCAGGUGGGGCUGCCCAGCCAGAAGACCCUGUAUCAGCUGCAGGCAGAACGGAUUCGGCGGGUGGAACAGCUGGCUGGUCAGCGCUACCACACCCACUGCACCAUACCCUGGUACAUCAUGACGAGUGAGUUCACACUGGAACCCACGGCCAAGUUCUUUAAAGAGCAUGGCUUUUUCCACCUGGACCCUGACAAUGUGAUCAUGUUUGAGCAGCGAAUGCUGCCUGCUGUGACUUUCAAUGGCAAGGCCAUCCUGGAACGGAAGGACAAGAUUGCCAUGGCCCCAGAUGGCAAUGGGGGCCUGUACUGUGCAUUGAUGGACAACCAUAUCCUAGAAGACAUGGAGCGCCGAGGAGUGGAGUUUGUGCAUGUAUACUGUGUGGACAACAUCCUGGUGCGCCUGCCCGACCCAGUCUUCAUUGGCUUCUGCGUGCUUCGAGGUGCCGACUGUGGUGCUAAGGUGGUGGAGAAGGCUUACCCAGAGGAGCCCGUCGGAGUGGUGUGCCAGGUAGAUGGUGUGCCCCAGGUGGUGGAGUACAGUGAGAUCAGCCCAGAGAUUGCCCAGCUCUGUGGGCCCGAGGGGGGCCUGCUCUACAGUGAGGGCAACAUCUGCAACCACUUCUUCACACGAGGCUUCCUCCAGAUGGUCACCAGGGAGUUUGAGCCCCUGCUGAAGCCACACGUGGCUGUGAAGAAGGUCCCAUACGUGGAUGAGGAGGGAAAUUUGGUAAAGCCGCCAAAACCGAAUGGGAUAAAGAUGGAGAAGUUUGUGUUUGAUGUGUUCCCGUUUGCUAAAAACUUCGUGGCCUUUGAGGUGCUAAGAGAGGAGGAGUUCUCCCCACUGAAGAAUGCAGACUCAGGCGACAGGGACACCCCCUCCACAGCACGGCGGGCCCUGCUGGCUCAGCACUACCGCUGGGCCCUGAGGGCUGGGGCGCAAUUCCUGGAUGCGUGUGGGGCCCGGCUCCCCGAACUGCCCAGCCUGCCUGGCAGUGGAGACCCUCCAGUCAUCUGUGAGAUCUCACCCUUAGUGUCCUGCUUUGGAGAGGAUCUGGAAACCUACCUGCAGGGCCGGGAGUUCCAGUCCCCACUCAUCCUGGAUGAGAACAGGGCCAGGGCCCUGCGGCCUUGACCCACUCUGGAGCCUGCCAACCCUGGGAUCUGUGGUGGUGAGAUGGCCUGCCACCUGCCUGUUGCAGAUGUGUGUUUAGGAUCCCCUGCUGCACCAAGCCUUUCUGCAAAUGGACAUGUGGGACCAGUCUUCCCUCACAGAGCCACUUGCUUUUAAAGGGCUGCCCCACCUCCCUGGCAGCUGUACCCACACUGGGAUGAGGUUGGGGUACAACCACCCCACCCACCUAGCGUGCCUUGACCACAGCAGAGCUGGCUCUUCAAGCAAGGCCCACACACUCUAAAUGGAAUUCUUGCUUCCUGGAACCCUGACCCCUGUCCCCUUCUCAGGGUGCUUUAGGUAGCUACAUGUGCCUCUCAAGAACCAGUGGGACCAACAGCAGGACCUCCUGUGGUGGUCAACAGACCUGAGACUGAACCUGGCAGGGAGUACCAUCCCUGGUUGGUUGCUGGCAGGGCCAGGUCUUUGGACAGAUCUCCCAGCCCUCCAGGGGGUGGGAUACAUUACUGCAACUGAGGCAGGAGGCCCUGCUGACUUCAGUCUCCUGUCCUGGCCUUACUAUUCUGGGCCCAGUGCCUUAAGCAGGAACAGCUAGUAAUACAAACCUCUCCUGCCCAGAUGAAGAACACAUAACACAAAACACCCUUACCUGCCUGGAUUCAGUGAUUCCCCAGAGAAGGGGUGGAAGCUGAUAGGAUGGUGGCUGUAUCCAGGGAUUUCAGCCUGGGCAGGGUACAGGGUCAGCGCCUAGCCACUGAGAUGACCUGGCUCUGUGGACAUCUCAGAACCACCUUUGCUCUAGGAAUGUCUCCCAACUGCUCCACCAGCAGAGGAGUCAACCAAAGUGGCCACUCUGUCCUGCUCAGAGCCAUCCUCACUGUCCAAAGUGGACAACCACAACCCCACAACCUUUUUACAUGAGUGCACAUGUGGGCAAACUCGUGAAACAACUCAAUUAUUAUUAUUUUUUUUUAAUUUCCAAGCCAUAAAGCCUAAGCAUGAGAUUGUAAACAUCAGAAUGACCCUCUGGACUAUUCAUUUCCUGGUUGCACACAACCUCUGCAUUGUCAUUAUGGAGUGCCAACUGGAAACGAGUCCGGCCAAGUCACUUGUUACAGAAGUGACCUGGUGGCACUUUGCACUACUGGACAAAUCUGUUCCACACCCUCGAGAUUCCUGCUACUUUUGUAGCAUUGCACACGCGCGCGCACACACACACACACACACACACACACACACACCCCAAUUUCUAACCCUAGAAAGUCUCUGAUGAGGCUGAAAAUGGCUCAACCCCCGGUUGUUACAGAUUGUGGGAUUUCCCAAUAAACACAGGUGCUCUGA